This is a messenger RNA of Pongo pygmaeus (Bornean orangutan), 722 nucleotides long. Its product is annotated as cyclin-dependent kinase 11B-like. NCBI's taxonomy places the organism in Eukaryota, Metazoa, Chordata, Mammalia, Primates, Hominidae. The record is from RefSeq and is a predicted model, not a curated record.
CCCACGAAUUCGAGACCAGCAUGGGCAACAUGUCUUUCACCAUAGGGAGACCCCCAUCUCUACAAAAAAUUAUAAAAUAAAAUUAGCCCAAUGUGGUGGCUUGCAGACUAUAGUCCCGGAUACUCGGGUGACUGAGGCAGGAGGUGCUUAAACCCAGCAGUUUGAGGCGGCAGUGAGCUAUGAUUGCAGCCCUGCACUCCGGCCUGGGUGACAGAACCUGUAUCAAAACAAAAACAAAUAGGCAUGGCUACAGUAACCUUCCAGCAGUCAAGAAGAUGACUUUCAGCCAGUACCUCUAUAGCAACCUCUGCAAGGGCUUGGGGGCCUUGCUCUCAGAACAGGGCUUUCAUCUUACGAACAAGUUCCUGACCUACUUCCCUGGGAGGAGCACCGAGGAUGGCCUCAAGCACGAGUAUUUCUGCGAGAUCGCCCUCCCGCUCCCCACUGACCCCUCGAUGUUCCCCACGUGGGCCGCAAAGAGUGAGCAGCAGUGUGUGAAGUGGAGCACACCUCCCGCUCCCCGCUAGGGAGGCCUGGGCUACGGCCAGCUGGGUGACGACCACCUGAAGGAAACUGGCUUCCACUUCACCAUCACGAACCAGGGCGCCUCGGUCGCGGGCCCGGCUUCAACCUCAAGUUCUGGCAAGGUCAGAGCCCACUCCAAGUCAUGGGGAGGAUUCAGCCCGGACCAUGGGGCAGCUGCUGCGGCUGAGCUACCUUGA